AUGCUAUUACUCAUAGAGAGUCUCCAAGGGAAGUCUGACAGGUCAAUCCGAGGUAUACAACUAUUACCACAGAACUAUGACUGGAUGAUAAAAACGCUGCACAGAAAGUACGGAAAUAAGCCAGCCAAAGAGCUCGUUUCACGCGAGCUAAAACCGGGAGAUGAAAUCACAUGUUUUUAUGGAGAAGACUUUUUCGGAGAGGGUAACGAGAACUGCGAAUGUGUAACGUGCGAACGACGGGGAAAAGGUGUGUUUGCGAGCAGAGAAGAGAAUAGUGACAAUGCUUCGGGUAGCAGUGUGGAAAUGGAAGAAGUUAGCUCUUCACAGCAGAAGUAUGGUCUUCGUGAGACUGAUUCUCGUUUGUGUCGGGCUAGUGUCACGAGGUGCGAGUAUAAUUAA
Cooperia oncophora is the source of this 399-nucleotide messenger RNA. The record is from the annotation of a GenBank genome assembly. NCBI's taxonomy places the organism in Eukaryota, Metazoa, Nematoda, Chromadorea, Rhabditida, Trichostrongylidae.